Messenger RNA from Closterium sp. Yama58-4, 1995 nucleotides. NCBI's taxonomy places the organism in Eukaryota, Viridiplantae, Streptophyta, Zygnematophyceae, Desmidiales, Closteriaceae. The record is from the annotation of a GenBank genome assembly.
AUGGAGCAAGCAGCAGCGUCAGCGCAACAAGCACAAGAAUUCCUUUCCAAAUGCCUUGCUGAUAGGAUCUGCUACUUCAGAUGUCCCGUUUCAACCCUCAGCAGCACGUCGGUUGCUGUCAGUACGGACGAUCUGCUCCUCUCUCCCUCGCGCACCGAACAGAUCUUCUCUCCAUCGUGUUCCAAACAGGAUGCUAGUGCUUUAUCCUCCCUUCCGGUAGCUACUGGUGCCGUUAGUGCUGCUCCUGUCGUUAGUGCUGCUCCUGCUUCUAGUGCUGCUCCUGCCGUUAGAUUUGCUCCUGUUUUUAGUGCUGCUCCUGCCGUUAGUGCUGUUCCUGCCGUUAGUGCUGCUCCUGUUUUCCGUGCUGCUCCUGUUUUUAGUGCUGCUCCUGUUUUUAGUGCUGCUCCUGCCAUUAGUGCUGCUCCUGUGUUUAGUGCUGCUCCUGUUUUUAGUGCUUCUCCUGUCGUUAGUGUUGCUCCUGGAAACGCAUUCAGCACUGUUACCAAGAUGAGGCGAUUUUUGAGGCGCGUGAAAAGUCACCAUACACCGAUUGCCGCUACUUCAGGAAAGGCUGUUACCGCUGGUAUCACCGCUGUUGCUGCUCUGGUAGCGGCAGUUCCUGCUGAGAUUGAUGCUGCAGGAAGAGAAGUUACCCAUACUACCAUCACUGCUAUUUCGCGGAAGCCUGCUGAUUGCGCUGUUACUGUUGCAAAGGCGUUUACUCUUGAUACUAGCUUGACUGCUGCCCCUGGAAUCGCAGAUAUGACUGAUAAUACUACCACCAUGACUGCUGAUUCGGAAAAGGCUGGUACCGCUGAGACUGCGGUCGCUGCUGCUUCGGAAAAAUCAGGUGGAACGAAUGGAAACGUUGCUGCAGAUUCUGGCACAGCCGUUACCACUGAUACCAAUACCGUGGCUACUGGUUUGGAAAAGGCUGGUACCACUGUAUCUACGGUCGCUGCUGCUUCGGGAAAAGCAGAUGCAAGUGAUGCAAGCAUUGUUGCAGAUUCUGGAACAGCAGUUACUGCUGACACUACUGCCAUGGUUGCUGUUUCAGAAAAGGCUGGUCAAGCUGAUCCUACUGUCGCUGCUUCUCCAGGAAAAGCAGUUGCAACUGAUACAAGCGUUGCUGAAGUUACCACUGAUCCUCCCACCGUGACUUCUGAUUUGGAAAAAGCUGGUGCUGCUGUUUCUAUGGUAGCUGCUGCUUCAGGAAAAGCAGUUGCAGCUGAUACAAGCAUUGCUGCAGAUUCUGAAACGUCAGUCACCACUGAUACUACCACUAUGACUGCUGUUUUGGAAAGGUCUGGUGCUGCUGAGCCUACGGACGUUGCUGCUUCGGGAAAGGCAGAUGCUGCAGAUUCUGGAAAAGCAGUUACCACUGAUCUUACAGGUGAUGCUUCAGGUAAGGCAGUCAACACUGUCACUAGCGCUGCUGCUUCUCCUGAGAAAGUAGCUACCACUGACGCAACAGUUAUUGCUGAUUCGGGGAAGACAGUCACCACUGACACUAUCGCUUCUGCUUCUCCAGAGAAAGUAGUUACCGCUGACGCAGCGAAUACUGCUGAUUCAGGAAAGGCAGUCGCCACUAACACUACUGCUUCUGCUUCUCCUGAGAAAGUAGUUACCGCUGACGCAACGAAUACCACUGAUUCAGUCAAGGCAGUUACUACUGACACUACUGCUUCUGCUUCUCCUGAGAAAGUAGUUACCGCUGACGCAACGAAUACCACUGAUUCAGUCAAGGCAGUUACUACUGACACUACUGCUUCUGCUUCUCCUGAGAAAGUAGUUACCGCUGACGCAACGAGUACCACUGAUUCAGGAAAGGCAGUCACCACUGACACUACUGCUGCUGAUUCUCCUGAAAAUGUAGCUACCACUGACGCAACAGUUACCGCUGAUUCGGGAAAUACAGUCACCACUGUCACUACCGCUGCUGCCUCUCCUGAGAAAGUAGAUACCACUGACACCACCGUUCAUGUGGACCUCUGA